GAUGGUAUCGUGUAUCGUGCCAUGUGCCGGGAUGCUUGACAGAGGCGCAGUACGGCGUAUCUUCUUUUUACGUUAUGUGUGGUUGUCACAGCCAGAGCAUUAGACAUUAACAUUAGAAGAUGUGAUGAGGUUCGGCAACGUCACGGUUGUUGCGUGGGUGAGCGGCUGAUCCGAUGACGAUCCCGCGAUGACGUUAAAGAGCUGUCAAUGGAAGUUGUAGGUCCAGAUAUCGAUCUGAGUAGCUAUCCAUGCUCAGCUGUCGAGUCUCCUCUACCCCUUGAAAAACUUUUCGACAUACACUGUACGUUUACGCUAUAAGACUCAAACAGCCCUCUCAAAUGACAUAUACUGAUAGUUAUGCGAGAGUAUCAGAAUACAGGCUGCCGUUGUCAAAAUGUGUACCGACCCCUCCCUUGAUGCCCUCCACAAACAGCUCUUCCUGGCCUGGCCAUGCGUCGCAGCGUCGCUGGUGACGAAUACGUGAACAAAGCCCUCGAGGGCGGCUCCUCUAAAUUCUCGUGUGCAGGCCAGGAGCUGGUAACAGAAUGGUGCUGGGGCUAUGCCUGGACGCGUCCUGGGCUGAGCAAGAAACAGCGUAGUCUGAUCAACAUCGGUAUGCUCAUGGCUCUGAAUCGAGCACCUGAGCUCGCAGUGCAUAACCAUGGUGCACGGAACAAUGGGUUGAGCGAGCUGGAGAUACGAGAGGCCAUCCUUCAUGCUACGGUGUACUGUGGUAUGCCGGCUGGUGUGGAUGCCAUGAAGACGGCAGAGAAGGUGCUGAAUGAUAUGGCAGAAAGAGGCGAAGCUCCCAGGGAAUUGGGGAAUAAAGCUCCGGAGAUUGAGCAGAAAUAGAGCUGUUCUGCGUGGUAUAAGAUAUCAAGCUUCUUUUCUAGCCGCAGUCAUUUCUUUCUUCCGCUGUAAAAACCUCUCUCUAACCGCGUUGAUAUCUU
Messenger RNA from Pseudovirgaria hyperparasitica, 950 nucleotides. RefSeq names its product CMD-domain-containing protein. The coding region runs from base 451 to 852 and encodes 133 amino acids. Lineage: Eukaryota; Fungi; Ascomycota; Dothideomycetes; Acrospermales; Acrospermaceae. The record is from RefSeq and is a predicted model, not a curated record. Gene Ontology annotation, molecular function: peroxiredoxin activity. The transcript has a single exon.